Molecule: messenger RNA, 4125 nt
Organism: Anopheles darlingi
Lineage: Eukaryota; Metazoa; Arthropoda; Insecta; Diptera; Culicidae
Product: proteoglycan 4-like
Exons: 3
Coding region: 1-4125 (1374 amino acids)
Source: RefSeq, a predicted model, not a curated record
AUGCGGCUAGGCGUUGUGCUGGCCGGAAACUCACAAGCAAUUCCAAAAGAGCUACAGCGUGAUUCUGGAAAGCCUAAGUCUGAUCCAAAGUCUCCUGUGAAGGCUAGUGGAUUUGAAGACCCACAAUCAGAUGACCAAGAAGAUGAUGACGACUCUGAGCAGAGCCCAGCAUUGUCUGACAAGGAACAAAGUCAACCGAAGAAGGGAUCGAAGCCAUCGCCGAAGGCAGACAAAGAUAGCGCUACUCCAGAUGCUGCAGAAAGACCUCAGCAGGGUCCUAAGAAGCUAAAUAAUGAUUCAGGAAAGCCCAAGGCAGAUCCAAAGUCUCCUGUGAAGCCUAGUGGAUCUGAAGACCCGCAAUCAGAUGACCAGGAAGAUGAUGACGACUCUGAGCAGAGCCCAGCAUUGUCUGACAAGGAACAAAGUCAACCGAAGAAGGGAUCGAAGCCAUCGCCGAAUGCAGACAAAGAUAGCGCUACUCCAGAUGCUGCAGAAGGACCUCAGCAGAGUCCUAAGAAGCUAAAUAAUGAUUUAGGAAAGCCCAAGGCAGAUCCAAAAUCUCCUGUGAAGCCUAGUGGAUCUGAAGACCCGCAAUCAGAUGACCAAGAAGAUGAUGACGACUCUGAGCAGACCCCAGCAUUGUCUGACAAGGAACAAAGUCAACCGAAGAAGGGAUCGAAGCCAUCGCAGAAGGCAGACAAAGAUAGCGCUACUCCAGAUGCUGCAGAAGGACCUCAGCAGGGUCCUAAGAAGCUAAAUAAUGAUUCAGGAAAGCCCAAGGCAGAUCCAAAGUCUCCUGUGAAGGCUAGUGCACCUGAAGACCUGCAAUCAGAUGACCAAGAAGAUGAUGACGACUCUGAGCAGAGCCCAGCAUUGUCUGACAAGGAACAAAGUCAACCGAAGAAGGGAUCGAAGCCAUCGCCGAAGGCAGACAAAGAUAGCGCUACUCCAGAUGCUGCAGAAGGACCUCAGCAGAGUCCUAAGAAGCUAAAUAAUGAUUCAGGAAAGCCCAAGGCAGAUCCAAAGUCUCCUGUGAAGCCUAGUGGAUCUGAAGACCCGCAAUCAGAUGACCAGGAAGAUGAUGACGACUCUGAGCAGAGCCCAGCAUUGUCUGACAAGGAACAAAGUCAACCGAAGAAGGGAUCGAAGCCAUCGCCGAAAGCAGACAAAGAUAGCGCUACUCCAGAUGCUGCAGAAGGACCUCAGCAGAGUCCUAAGAAGCUAAAUAAUGAUUCAGGAAAGCCCAAGGCAGAUCCAAAGUCUCCUGUGAAGGCUAGUGCAUCUGAAGACCCGCAAUCAGAUGACCAGGAAGAUGAUGACGACUCUGAGCAGAGCCCAGCAUUGUCUGACAAGGAUCAAAAUCAACCGAAGAAGGGAUCGAAGCCAUCGCCGAAGGCAGACAAAGAUAGCGCUACUCCAGAUGCUGCAGAAGGACCUCAGCAGAGUCCUAAGAAGCUAAAUAAUGAUUCAGGAAAGCCCAAGGCAGAUCCAAAGUCUCCUGUGAAGGCUAGUGCAUCUGAAGACCCGCAAUCAGAUGACCAGGAAGAUGAUGACGACUCUGAGCAGAGCCCAGCAUUGUCUGACAAGGAACAAAGUCAACCGAAGAAGGGAUCGAAGCCAUCGCCGAAAGCAGACAAAGAUAGCGCUACUCCAGAUGCUGCAGAAGAACCUCAGCAGGGUCCUAAAAAGCUAAAUAAUGAUUCAGGAAAGCCCAAGGCAGAUCCAAAGUCUCCUGUGAAGGCUAGUGCAUCUGAAGACCCGCAAUCAGAUGACCAGGAAGAUGAUGACGACUCUGAGCAGACCCCAGCAUUGUCUGACAAGGAACAAAGUCAACCGAAGAAGGGAUCGAAGCCAUCGCCGAAAGCAGACAAAGAUAGCGCUACUCCAGAUGCUGCAGAAGAACCUCAGCAGAGUCCUAAAAAGCUAAAUAAUGAUUCAGGAAAGCCCAAGGCAGAUCCAAAGUCUCCUGUGAAGGCUAGUGCAUCUGAAGACCCGCAAUCAGAUGACCAGGAAGAUGAUGACGACUCUGAGCAGACCCCAGCAUUGUCUGACAAGGAACAAAGUCAACCGAAGAAGGGAUCGAAGCCAUCGCCGAAGGCAGACAAAGAUAGCGCUACUCCAGAUGCUGCAGAAGGACCUCAGCAGAGUCCUAAGAAACUAAAUAAUGAUUCAGGAAAGCCCAAGGCAGAUCCAAAAUCUCCUGUGAAGCCUAGUGGAUCUGAAGACCCGCAAUCAGAUGACCAGGAAGAUGAUGACGACUCUGAGCAGACCCCAGCAUUGUCUGACAAGGAACAAAGUCAACCGAAGAAGGGAUCGAAGCCAUCGCAGAAGGCAGACAAAGAUAGCGCUACUCCAGAUGCUGCAGAAGGACCUCAGCAGGGUCCUAAGAAGCUAAAUAAUGAUUCAGGAAAGCCCAAGGCAGAUCCAAAGUCUCCUGUGAAGGCUAGUGCACCUGAAGACCUGCAAUCAGAUGACCAAGAAGAUGAUGACGACUCUGAGCAGACCCCAGCAUUGUCUGACAAGGAACGAAGUCAACCGAAGAAGGGAUCGAAGCCAUCACCGAAGGCAAACAACGAUGGAGAACCUUCUGAAAUCCAGCAGGCCCCGAAAGAAGUAGGAAAGCCCAAGAUGGAUUCAGUGCAUAAAGAUGCACCUAAAAUUGGAUCACGUACUGAUAUAUUUGAUGAGGAUGCGUACAUAAAGAAUGAUAAUGCUAAAUUAUCGAAGCAGAAACCAUAUCCAGCCAAACAAAAUAUUCCUCAUAAACCCGCCGUUAAGAAAGAUCCUGUGGUGGCUUUGUUAACUGGGGCUUUACCGAUUCCGCCGUUUGAAGAAGAGUUACCAUCUUCUAGCAAUGCGAAGCCAAGUGAUUCAAACGAUGGUUUGGGUGCAAUCAGUAGAGUAUUACCGGUAAUGCACGGGUCUAUCAGACCCGAUCCAUCUCCUGCAGACAGUAACAAGCCGAAACAAUCCUCUCUUAACAAUGACCUGUAUGAUGAGGUAGAUGCCGACGAAGAACCUGACACGGUAGAUGUAGAAAAAAUGAACGACAAGAAUAAGGACGAAUCAACGGAUUCCGCUCAACCCAAUUCUGAUUCGGGAAAUUUCUUUGAAAUCAUACUGAAGCUCCCAGUUGAUGUCCUGCUCCGUUCAUCGAGCCCCCAACUAGAGAUGCACGCUGAUGCAAAGUCAAGCUGUCAGUCUGAGGAUUUAUCGCCGAAAAAAGAAUCAAGGGUGCAUGAUAUUGUGCUGAACAUGCUCAGAAGUGCCAUUAUGCAAAGGAAUCAUCAAGUGGGGACCGUAAAGGACGCCCCGUUGGGCAAAGCGUUUAAUUACGAUGAAUUGAUGCCACCGAAGAAGGAUUCAAAGUUCACGCAGCGAGUGCCGGCGGAUAGCUUAACGACGAACUAUUCAGUGGCCAUCCGAGACUCAUUAUUGGGAGAAAUUUACUUCGAGCCAAGCGAAACACUCAUCGAUGUGCGGAUGCAGAAUACGACUCUUUGCGAGUUUCCACCGUCGCUGCUUGUACUGUUUAAUCUGCAUAGAUUAGAUUUACGUAGCUCACUGCUACGCCAACUCAAUCUAGGGCAGAUGAAACGUCUAUAUGCGAUCGAAGAGUUGAACGUAGCUUCCAACAGAAUAACGACGGUGACGAUCAACGAUGAAUGUUGUUCCCGACUGAAAUGGCUAAACCUGGAGCAUAAUUGGUUGGUUCGAUUCGAUUUCGGGUUAGUGUUUCAUCUGCCCGAGCUGACUGGCCUGUUCAUAGGAUACAAUAGGCUAGAGACACUAAUUAUGACGCUCGAUCAGGUGUACGCUAGUAAGCAUAAUUUUUGUUCGUGGAAACGAUUUUAUCAGAACUCUGAGCAGCCCCGUCCUACCUGUAAGGAUUACUUCGCCAGGCUUAACCACAUCUCACUGACGAAGAACAAACUGGAGCAGCUGAACAUGUCCACUUUCGAGAGUAUGAACGUGUUACAGGAUUUGGAUGUAGCUCUCAAUCCGAUCCGUGAAGUCAUCGUAGAUGAGUUGAGGAUGCCGUUUUCACUGAACGUCAGUACGAUGACAGGCAGUCCUGGAUAUUUCCACGCACUAUGGCCCAGUGUGGUGAAAAUUAAGAAUUAG